Messenger RNA from Candidula unifasciata, 1167 nucleotides. NCBI's taxonomy places the organism in Eukaryota, Metazoa, Mollusca, Gastropoda, Stylommatophora, Geomitridae. The record is from the annotation of a GenBank genome assembly.
GGGAUGAUCUAUUUGCACGCUUCGGAAGUGGUGUCUCAUGGGAAGCUUAAGUCUUCGAAUUGCGUGGUAGACAGCCGCUGGGUACUCAAGAUCACAGACUAUGGACUUCAUGAAUUCACGGCCGGGGAAGUCCAGACAAUGGGUGAAUACGCUUUGUACAGGAACCUGUUGUGGAAGGCACCAGAGCUACUUAGAAACAAACAUUCUGCCCCGCGUGGCACACAAGAGGGCGAUGUGUACUCGUUCGCAAUCAUCAUGUUUGAAAUUCAAUCCAGAAAUGGGCCUUACGGAAGCUGCGAACUGACCCCAAAAGAUAUUAUUGAGCGGGUAAUCACCAGAGAUGAGAACGGCCACCCGUUCCGGCCGCGGCUCUCGGAAAUCAGUUCCACGCCUAAAUUUAUCACUGACGUCAUCAAAGAAUAUUUCAAAUCUUUGCGUACCAAACUGAAGCCUAUGCAGAAAGGAAUGAAAUCCAGUAUUUUCGAUAAUAUGAUGGCUAUCAUGGAGAGAUAUGCCAGCAACCUGGAAAGCCUUGUCCAGUCUCGCACUGAUGAACUGAUUGAAGAGAAGAAGAAGACUGAAGAGUUACUCCACGACAUGUUGCCUGGAACUGUAGCAGAUCAGCUGAUGCACGGAAAACAAGUGGAAGCAGAAAGCUUUGACAUGGUUACCAUUUUCUUCAGCGACAUUUGCGGGUUUACAACUCUCAGCUCGGAAAGUACACCAAUGCAGAUUGUUGAUAUGCUGAACGAUCUGUACACAUUGUUUGACACCAUCAUCGAGUACUACGACGUCUACAAGGUGGAGACCAUCGGGGAUGCCUACAUGGUGGUCAGUGGCCUGCCCAAGAGGAAUGGCAACAGACAUGCUGGAGAGAUUGCCUCUAUGGCUCUUCAUCUUCUGCAAGAGCUGAAGGUGUUCAAGAUCCGACACCGGCCCAACGACCAGAUCAAACUACGAAUAGGGAUUCAUUCAGGCCCCGUCGUUGCUGGGGUGGUGGGGAGAAAGAUGCCUCGGUUUUGCCUCUUUGGGGACACGGUCAACGUGGCAUCAAGGAUGGAGAGCAACAGUCAAGCACUGAGAAUUCACUUGUCAGAGCCAACGAUGAACCUGCUUGUCCAGAUCGGCGGCUUUGAGCUUCAAGAAAGAGGCAACACAGAGAUUAAA